CUCUUGGAACGUUGACAUUGGCAAAAUAUCUGUCGACGUGGGAAUGGUUCCACGCGCAAACAAAUGUCUACGGGUACAGCAGCAGGAAUGCACAUAGUGAUAUGCAUGUUGCUGACAGGAUAUACCUUUAGAUUUCAGCAUGUGGCUUAAACCUGAAGAAGUGCUUCUGAAAAAUGCGCUGAAGUUAUGGGCAACCGUGAAAUCCAAUGAUUAUUUCAUACUGCAGAGACGUCGGGGAUACGGUGAAGGCAGCGGUGGUUUGGCAGGGCUCCUCGUGGGAACUCUGGAUGCCGUACUCGACUCGACUGCCAAGGUUGCACCAUUCCGCAUCCUUCACCAGACCCCGGACUCACAGGUCUACUGGACCAUAGCAUGUGGUGCGUCUGAGGAGGAGCUCUCUCAGCACUGGGAAUGGCUGCAGCAGAACAUCAUGAGAACCCUCUCCGUGUUCGACUCCAGUGAUGAUAUCACCAGCUUCGUCCAGGGCAAGAUCAGAGGUCUGAUUGCCGAGGAGGGGAAGGUGAGUCUGGUGCAGGAGGACGAACCAGAGAAGUUCCGCGAGGCGCUGCUCCGGUUUGAGUCCUGGUUCUCCCUGCCCGGCAAAGAGAAACUGGUCACCUACUUCUCCUGCAGCUGCUGGAGAGGCCGGGUGCCCUGCCAGGGCUGGCUCUACCUCAGCACCAACUUCCUCUGCUUCUACUCCUACCUGCUGGGCAAUGAAGUGAAGCUGGUGAUCUCCUGGGUGGAGAUCAGCCGGCUAGAGAAGACGACCAGCGUGCUGCUGACGGAGAGCAUCCGCGUGUGCGCGGGGGGAGAGGACCACUGCUUCUCCAUGUUCCUCCACCUGCAGCAGACCUUCCUCCUGAUGGAGCAGCUCGCAGACUAUGCGGUCAGACGGCUCAUCGAUAAGGAGACGUUCCCGAGCGACCAUAUCCUUACAGACCCACUACAAAUUACCAAAAGGGGACUGGAGACGCACGCCAGGAACGAGGCGUUUCGGUCUUUCUUCCGCCUCCCGUGCGAAGAGAAUCUCCUCGAGGUGUACGAGAGCUUCCUGUGGGUCCCCUUCAGUCAUUUCAACACACUGGGCAAGAUAUGUGUGUCUGAGAGCUACCUCUGCUUUGCCAGCCAGGACGGCAGCCAGUGCCACCUUAUCAUUCCAAUGAGAGAGAUUCUGAGUGUGGAGAAGCCUGACCGCAGCAGCAGGGCCCUCAUUGUGUGUAUGAGAGGGAAGCGAGCGCUGCGUUUCUCCGAGGUCCGUGACUUUGAGCGGCUGGCCGGCACAAUCCGCAGGAAGUGUGGGAACACGGCUAGUCCCCAGCACUCCGCCUCCAGCCAGAUGCUGCUGGAGUGUCAUGAGGAUGAAGAAGGACUGAUGGUCGGCCAGAGGGACAACAGUAAGACAGUCAGCACAGAGGCCCUAAUGAAUGUCUUUCAUCCCCAGGACGCUGAAAACCUCGACCCCAAAAUGCUGAAAGAGAAGAUGAAGGAGCAGUCUUGGCAGAUCCACUUCGCGGAGUACGGACGCGGAACCAGUAUGUUUUGCACGAGGAAAACCAGAGACCUUAUCGUGCGGGGAGUGCCAGAGUCACUGAGAGGGGAACUGUGGCUGCUGUUCUCAGGUGCAGUAAAUGACAUGGCGACACACCCAGGCCACUACUCUGAGCUGGUGGAGGUGUCUCUGGGCACCAUUUCUCUGGCCACUGAUGAGAUUGAGCGUGACCUGCACCGCUCUCUGCCUGACCACCCGGCAUUCCAGAGCGACACGGGAAUAUCAGCCCUGCGUAGGGUUCUCACUGCAUAUGCCUACCGAAACCCCAAGAUAGGCUACUGUCAGGCUAUGAAUAUCCUAGCAUCUGUGUUACUGUUGUAUGCCAAGGAGGAAGAAGCCUUCUGGUUGUUGGUUGCAGUAUGUGAACGGAUGCUUCCAGACUAUUUCAACCGCAGGAUUAUCGGUGCACUGGUAGACCAGGCCGUCUUUGAGGACCUGAUCCGGGAACACCUGACCCAGCUGACGGAGCACAUGACCGACCUGACUUUCCUGUCGUCGGUAUCGUUGUCAUGGUUUCUGACGCUCUUCAUCAGUGUGCUUCCCAUCGAGAGCGCGGUCAACGUGGUCGACUGCUUCUUCUUCGACGGCAUCAAAGCCAUUCUGCAGCUGGGCCUGGCCACUCUAGACUACAACAUGGACGCUCUGCUCUGCUGUAAUGACGACACAGAGGCCGUCACCAUCCUCAACAGGUUUUUCGACAGCGUGACUAAUAAAGACAGUCCCCUGCCUGCCACUGUCCAACAGGCACCAGUGGGCCACAAUGAUAAAGCAGCUCAGAGAGUAGACAUCAGCGACCUCAUCAGGGAAGCAUACGAGAAAUAUGGAGAUAUCAAAUCUGAGGAAGUAGAAAGCAUGAGGAGGAGGAACAAACUGUACGUGAUCCAAACUCUGGAGGACACGACCAAACAGAAUGUGGUCAGGGUGGUGGCCCAGGAGGUCAAGUUCACAGCCUCUCACAUGGAUGAGCUGUAUGUGCUGUUCAAGAGGCAGCACUUCCUGAGCUGCUACUGGACCGUGAGCAGCCCUGCUCUGCAGCACCACGACCCCAGCCUGCCUUAUCUGGAGCAGUACCAGCUGGGCCGGGCCCAGUUCACCAGCCUCUUCCUGCUGCUGCAGCCCUGGAGCCCCGGCGCCUACACGCACACGCUCGCCCACUGGACCUUCCGCCUGAUCGACGACAACCACGACGGCAUGGUCAACUUCAGAGAGUUCUGCCGAGCCCUGGAUAUCCUCUACAGCGGUUCAUUCACAGAUAAGCUGAAAUUCCUCUUCAAACUGCACCUGCCGCCAGCCUCCACAGGCAGCGCUGUCUCUAGAACCUGCCAGUCCUCUCAGUGCCAGGAGCUCCCUAACUUCACCUGCCUGACUGUGUGCUCUCCAGAUGGUUCUGACGAUGGGGUGAUAAGGAAAAGCCCAGAGAAGGGCCGUGGAAAGGUGGACCUGCAGGCCUAUUUGAAGCAGUGGCAAGACGAGAUCCAGAAGAAAGAGGAGAGUAUCAAAGACUUGCCUCGAAUUGAUCAGACCCAGUUCAUCCUGCUGUCCAAGACCCUGUACGGCCUGUUCCACGGCGACCCGGAGGAGGAGGCGCUGUUCCGCGCCGUGGCCAGAGUCACCAGCCUCCUGCUCCGCAUGGAGGAGGUGGGACGCAGACUGCAGGAGGACUCCGCUCCCUCCCGGGCCUCCUCAAGCCCACAGUCCCCCAGCCCCAGCAAGACCUCCGCUAGUCCGCCUGAAAGCACCAGCCCCGUGGAGGCCGCUGCCCAGCAGCUUGAGGCCGUCCACGUGGACCAGGACCCUUCCAGUCCCGGCCAGGCCGCCUCCGACGGGGCCCCCUCGUCCCCCGAGGGCACCUCGGACGGGGCCUCCUCCAGCACCUUGGAAACAGAGCCUGCCAACACGCCCUCUGAGCACACGGCACCCCCCAGCCCUCAGGGCCUGGACUGGUCCUUCUCCUUCGAGCAGGUUCUGGCCUCUCUCCUCAACGAGCCGGUUCUGGUGAGGUUCUUCGAGAAACCUGUAGACAUCCGGAACCUCCUGGUCCGGGCCAAGAGAGACCAACUGAAAGCACAGAUCAACAAGUGAUGACCGUACAGACUAAGCCUCAAACUGCCCACCUAAAGCCAUACACAUGACACUUCAGUCUCAGACACUUCAUCCUGUUUCCCCCUGUCCCCUUCAGCCUUGGAAUGUCCGCUGAUCCCGGCUUCAUUCUCCUGUAGGGAGGCAUUGACAUGGUUUCAAAAUAGUUUCCCGUUGCGUCGUGUCUUGUUGAGUACUCGUAGAAUGACACCAGCCAGACUCAUAACUCUGCCUCUAUAUCAAAUAGCCUUAAUGCUCACUGCUAAGCACAUAGACACACCCGCACACACACACACACACACACACACACACACACACACACACACACACACACACACACACACAUUCACACACAUAGGCACAAACAUUCAUACAUUGUCAUGCUUACAUACUCAGCCUCAACAUCAGCGUUGAAUUGACCUAGACCUACCUUUAGCCCGAGGAAAGAGGGCUCAUUGUAAAUGUGUUGUAUUUGGGUGGUGGUCAGGCAGAGACUUAGGAGCUAUAGUAAGUUCCUAGUCACAGGAUUCCUCUGCUUCAGUCACUCUUUUGUCACUAUGGACAUUUCUUCAGGAUAUAAUCUUAAUCUUAGCAUCACCUAUCAGGUAUGUAUUAUUUUAUAGGAUAAGGGAAUAUCAAGCGCUGUGUGUUAUCUGAAGAAAGUAUAGAUGUAAAUACGUGUUACGGUGCUGCGUUUUUGUGUGUGUGUGUGUGUGUGUGUGUGUGUGUGUGUGUGUGUGUGUGUGUGUGUGUGUGUGUGUGUUUGUUUAUUUUUGCAGCUGUUUUGUUUACGUUGGCUCUGUGGCAUGGGAUGGUGCAUGAGCAUGCGAAAGGGAGGGCUCUGAUUGGCUCGCUCUCGUUGGACCAAUCCUCUGAGCUGCCAUCAGAGGUGGUGUAAACGUAUUGGAACUCCAUUGUAAUGAAACUGAAUGAAAUCAAUUCUUUCUUUUUUUUUUAUACCAGGUAGUGCAUUUCAGAUAUUUAUUGUUGUUGAAAUAUUAUAUUGUGUAUUGACAUGCAUUUUGGUGUGUGUCCUAAUUCUGUUAUGUUUUAAUUUUUCAGGCCAUAGCUUUAUUGCUGAUGAAAGUAAUUUAGUUGCUAAGUAUGACAAUGUUCUUGGGCUGCAGUACAGUCCACAUUAUUGGUUUAAAGGAAGUCUUGAUUCUGAAUCAUUAUUGGUUUAAAGGGAGUCUUGAUUCUGAAUCAUUAUUGGUUUAAAGGGAGUCUUGAUUCUGAAUCAUUAUUGGUUUAAAGGGAGUCUUGAUUCUGAAUCAUUAUUGGUUUAAAGGGAGUCUUGAUUCUGAAUCAUUAUUGGUUUAAAGGGAGUCUUGAUUCUGAAUCAUUAUUGGUUUAAAGGGAGUCUUGAUUCUGAAUCAUUAUUGGUUUGAAGGGAGUCUUGAUUCUGAAUCAUUAUCAAAAAUAUAUUUCACAGUGCUUCCAUGGGAGCUUCGCUCUGAAAGGACCAACUGCAAAUGUGCUAGAUGCAUUAAGCCAUAGAUGGGGUCCAAAUACAAGGACUUUCUAUCAAUAUUAGAAUUAUUAUUGGAGAUCUCUAGGAUAUCAAGAUGAAUCCAAAGUGGAUAAAUGUGUAGAUGUCAUUUAUUUAUUUAAAAAUAUAUAGCAAAGCCAGCCACUGAGUUUGAAUCAAAGAAUGCUGUAAUGCACAUUUUAUUUAGUUUGUUUUUGUCUGUUAGAAAUAGACCACAGUUUUUUUUUCCAUUUGAAAGGAGAUUUGAAUUGACAAAUGCAUUAGUGCAUUACUCCGACUGUAUGGGGAGACCACUUUGACAUUUUUAGUUUUAUGUCCUUCCCAAGUGGACUUAAGGGGAUUUUUAUCAGAUGUCCCUUUAGUUAAAGUCACAAGAACAAAGCAUUGUGGUACAAAUCUGAUGAACCUGUCAGUUGAAAAUGAAGCAUUUCAUUUGUGAAGGACUGCAAGAAGUCUGUGGUCUUCAAGAUGGCUGUAUGGACAUCCCCCACCCCAUUGGCUUUUGACUUAAUUCAGACAUCAAGGAAUAUGUAUAUGUGCUGACACUACAGACACAUAAUCUGAAGCAUUCUCAUGGUUUUUACAAAACUGCUGUCAACAUGUGAAAGAGGUGCCAUUUCGCAAUGACUUUCUUCAGUCAACGUAUCUGCAAUGAUUGCAAAAUAUCUCUGCAGACUUUGUUAAGUAUCUUAAAGGUGUUGAAAUGUAUCUGUUUGUGCCUAUCACAAAAGCCACUUUAUGUACACGUCCUUGGUCUCUUAUAAGGAAAUAAAUAAUUACAGCCCUAAAA
Messenger RNA from Clupea harengus (Atlantic herring), 5910 nucleotides. It is a transcript of the gene tbc1d8b, whose product is annotated as TBC1 domain family member 8B. The record is from RefSeq and is a predicted model, not a curated record. Lineage: Eukaryota; Metazoa; Chordata; Actinopteri; Clupeiformes; Clupeidae. Gene Ontology annotation, molecular function: calcium ion binding.